GGAACACAAGUUGGAUUUCUGUUUCAGACUCCACGCUUUACCAGACGCACACACUUAGUUGGCACGAAAAGAAAAACCCACUUGAGCUUGACUAUGACUGCAGAAAUUUGGGAUGUUAUUAUUGUUGGCGCUGGACUAUCUGGAUUGAGUGCAGCUCAUUUGCUCAGAAAAAGAGAUGCCAAGCUGAAAAUACUGAUACUGGAAGGAAAAGAUCGGGUGGGAGGUCGCACAGUGUCCACUGAAAUACCAGCAGCCAAUGGUGUUGAUCGCUGGGACUUUGGAGGGCAGUGGGUAGGAAGCACCCAAACACAUGUCUUGGAGCUCAUAAAGGAGCUGGGCUUAGAGACCUACCCGCAAUUCAAUAUUGGCAAGAAGGUGCAUCAUAUGGGUGGGCCAGGUGCCAGAGUUCGCACCUACAGAACCAGUAUCCCUGCUCUAUCCCCAACAGUGUUAAUGGACCUCACCCAGUUCCUGUGGAAGAUUGACAGAUUGUGUGCCACAGUAUGUGUCAAGGAUCCUUCUAAGACUCCCAAUGCAGUAGAACUGGACAGUAUGACCCUGCACUCGUACACUGAGCAACAUGGUUGGACUGCAGAACUGAGAGAGGAGAUAGGAUUGUGUAGCAGGAUUGUCUUUGGCAUGGAGCCAUCCCAGAUGUCCUUCCUCUUCUUUCUCAUGUAUGCUGCAGCAGCUGGAGGGCUACUGCCACUCCUGGAGAGCACUGCAGGCUGUGCUCAGGAGUUCAAAAUAAAGGGAGGCACCCAGCAGCUUUCAGAGUGUCUGGCAGAACGUGUGGGGUGGAAGAAUGUCCGGCUGGGUUCUGCUGUAACAGCCAUAUGGCAGGAUGCUGAGUGGGCCAGGGUGACGACCGCCACCGCCACCUUCUUGUGCAGAGCUGUGAUUGUCACCUGCCCCCCUCAUUUGGCAGCAAAAAUCCACUACGAGCCAGCCCUGCCCAGCCAGAGAGAAUUCCUUACCCAGAACAUGCCUGUGGGCCACAUGAUAAAAUUCAUUAUUACCUACCAGACGGCUUUUUGGAGGGAAAAGGGCUUCUCUGGGGAAAUAGUGGCAGGAUCCUCCACUGACUGUCCGUUCUGUGUUACCUUUGAUGCCACCAGCGCCGGUGGUAAUGCUGCUCUGGUAGGCUUCAUUGCCGGCCAGCAGGCUUCCCAGUGGAGCUCCAAGGAGGAUGGAGAGAGAAGAAAAGCUGUGCUUUCCAGUCUGGUCAAAUACCUGGGCCCCGAGGCUGCAUCUUUCAUCCACUAUGAAGAGAAAGACUGGGCUAAGGAGGACUACAGCGGGGGCUGCCCUGUUAAUGUCAUGACACCAGGUCUGCUAACAUAUUACCACCCUAGCCUGAGGAAGCCCUGUGGCAGGUGGAUUAGCUCAGUCCUACCUGUCCAAUCAAUGGGGCCACAGAAGCCAGAGGACCAGCCCCUACAUCUGUAUCCUAGAACGGCAGCCUUUACUUUGUGCUGAGCCAGCAGUACAGAAAGAGCAUUGAGUUUAAUCCUUUCUCUACCACUUUGUACACAGUGCUGUGGGGUGGUUUCUCAAGACCAAGGAAUGGAAAGGGCUGGAUGUUAUCUUGUGUUUCUCCAUUAGGAUCACGUUUGGUUCCUACCUCCUAGUUAGAAAGAUUAUUGGAUGCACAAUACAAAGCACUCUUUUCACUCUUGUUUCUAUGGAUAGGGGGUUUUGAGAAAAAAAAAAAGCUAACCUGCUGUGAAGGUGCCUCCACUGGUGGGUGGGUAGUGGUAUGUUUUCACAAUGCCACUGGUGAUAAGGGAUAGUAAUGCAUCAUCUUCACUUCUACAGAGCCACUGACUUCAGCCUCUGGGGGUACUGGCAACUGGCAGCAGCAGCACUAUCCACUGCUAUAUUCUGCUUCCAAAGUGUUGACCCCAAAUGCUUGUUCUUCCAUAUUUGUCACUGAACUAGAUUGAUGGAUCUAAUGCAGUUCAGUGCUUUUUUUGAGCAUGUCUGUUACACAGUCAAACCCACAAUGAUACCAUCUUGCCAAUGACAAUGCCCCGCUGUCUGCACCCUCCAGCUGAGAUUUAAC
Messenger RNA from Toxotes jaculatrix (banded archerfish), 2065 nucleotides. Its product is annotated as probable flavin-containing monoamine oxidase A. The record is from RefSeq and is a predicted model, not a curated record. The coding region runs from base 94 to 1479 and encodes 461 amino acids. NCBI's taxonomy places the organism in Eukaryota, Metazoa, Chordata, Actinopteri, Toxotidae. The transcript is spliced from 12 exons. Gene Ontology annotation, molecular function: oxidoreductase activity.